This is a messenger RNA of Brenthis ino (lesser marbled fritillary), 603 nucleotides long. Lineage: Eukaryota; Metazoa; Arthropoda; Insecta; Lepidoptera; Nymphalidae. The record is from the annotation of a GenBank genome assembly.
AUGCAAUUAGAAUCAUUAGAAUUCAGUAAGAAGUUAUUAGAAAUAAAACAAUGGUUUACCCGAGUUUCUUGGGCGCAUAAAAAGCGAUUUAUCCUAAGUUUAUUGGAUGAUGUAAAGAGUAUUCGAACAAUAUGUUUAGUACUGAAAUCGAUAUGGAAUUGUAGACCGAAGGAUGCUGUGAUGUCGACAUCCGGGCCUAAGCUAUGGAGCAGCCAUGACCGGGUCCCUAUGGAUCAUAACCGCACCGCUCUACCACAGUCUUCUCUUAAAAAUGUUAUGAAAAAUGAUCGCAAAUGGUUUCAGUCACUUAAACCAGAAGAACAAUAUCUCGUACUUGCAGAGUUAUUGUCAAUAUCUGGUGGCCCGAUUAUGUGGGAAGUACUGCAGCAUUUAAGGCUCAUAUAUGAAAAUUAUGUUGAACAAGACGCUCUAAAUUUACUAGAAUGUACUCUUGUCAACGAACCACCACCUGAGAAAAAAGUUAUUUCACCUGAACCGGCAAAAAAAGAUCAAGCACCUCGUCGAAAAAGUUCAUUUACUCAGAUCUCUGAAUUUAAACACACUCCUUUGCCUGGACAAUCGCAGAAAGAAGUUUGUAUUUUA